Trachemys scripta elegans is the source of this 1901-nucleotide messenger RNA. Its product is annotated as prospero homeobox protein 1-like. Gene Ontology annotation, molecular function: RNA polymerase II cis-regulatory region sequence-specific DNA binding; DNA-binding transcription factor activity, RNA polymerase II-specific. The transcript is spliced from 5 exons. The coding region runs from base 90 to 1577 and encodes 495 amino acids. Gene Ontology annotation, biological process: regulation of transcription by RNA polymerase II. Gene Ontology annotation, cellular component: nucleus. NCBI's taxonomy places the organism in Eukaryota, Metazoa, Chordata, Testudines, Emydidae. The record is from RefSeq and is a predicted model, not a curated record.
AUCAGUGUGGCAGAGACUAGCUGGCAUCAGGGAUCGGGGCUCAGGGGCUCUCCUCAGGGUGGGCACCUGCCAAGCGACUCCCAACAACGAUGUCCUUCUCCGGCACCAAUCUCAAGCUGGAGCGGCUAGAGGAGCAGCAGCUGGAGGGCCCCGCCUACCAGCUAAGCCUCCAGAACCAACCUAGGGGCUGUGGUGACAUGGCGGGCCCUUACCCUGACAGUGAUCUCAUUUCCCAAUGGCUGCGCAGGAGUGUGAAGGCCAAGCUGGCAGAGGCCUGUGACUCGGGCGAGUCUUCCCAGGGGGACAGGGAGGUCCCGGCGAAGAGGGGUCUGGAUCCAGAAGGUGCCAAGGACUUUGCCUGGGCCAAGCGGGCCCGGGUAGAGAACAUUGUGUGCAGCAUCAGCAGCUCGUACCGUGAUGGGGGCCUGGAAGAAGGGAGCACCAGGUAUGGCCGCUCCCGCCGGGCCCAGGAACGGAGCCAGCUCAAGCAGCAGCUGGAGAAGAUGCGUGAGCAAGUGUUCCAGCUGCAGGAGAAACUGUGCCAGAUCUACAGCGGGGUGGCCCAAGAGGAAGGAAGCAACGUGGGGGCAGCCUGGUCCCAGGAGCCAGGAAGAGUUGGAGCCAGCACCCAGCGUCCUGGGGGAGGGAGUAGGCACUCUGGCACCCUGGCCGAGGCCUUGAAGGAGGAGCUUGGAGCAGCCAUGACCCAGGUGGUGGACACGGUCGUGCAGGUGUUUGCCCGCCAGCAACCCCCACCGGAGGAGCCCCCCUGCAGUUACCCAAGUGACCAGACAGAGGCACUUCCUCUAGUGGUGAGGAAGAGCCUGCCCCGUGCCACCCCUGAGCUGGUGGCCGGCACCUUCCCCCAGCCCAUUGCUGUGCCACCAUACGUGGCGGCCUUCAAGGACAGAGCAGCGGGAGAGGCCUACUGGGAGGGUGUGAGCCUGCGCACCAAGCUGUCCUCACGCCACCUGCUGCGGCCGCACUGUGCCCUCUUCCAGCUGGCAGGGCCAACUGAGCGCCAGCUCCCCAAGAGCCAGGCCACAGAGACGCACCAUGGCCUGGAGCCAGCCCUCUACAAGCCCUCAUCCCAGGAGGGCCUUACCCCUGGGCACUUGAAGAAGGCCAAGCUGAUGUUCUUCUACACUCGCUAUCCCAGCUCCGGGACGCUCAAGACCUAUUUCUCCGACGUCAAGUUCAAUCGCUGCAUCACGUCCCAGCUCAUCAAGUGGUUCAGCAACUUCCGGGAGUUCUUCUACAUCCAGAUGGAGAAGUUCUCACGCCAGGCACUGAGCGAUGGGGUGCUCAGCGCCGAGACGCUGACUGUCACCCGGGACUCAGAGCUGGCACGUGUCCUCAACCAGCACUACAACAAAGCCAAUGACUACGAGAUCCCCAGCAAGUUCCUGGAGGUCUCCCAGAUCACCCUGCGUGAGUUCUUUAGUGCCAUCUCCCGGGGCUGUGAUGCUGACCCCUCCUGGAAGAAAUCCAUCUACAAGGUUAUCUGCAAACUGGAGUGCGACAUCCCCGAUGCCUUCAAAUCCCCCCACAGCCUGCCGGACACUGUGCAUGAGUGACUGGGGGAGGGGUGCUGCAGAGUUGGGGUCCUUGGCGGGGGGCAAGGGAGGAGGGCUCUGGUAAUUUAUUGCUGAUGUGAUCCACUAUGUCGCUAAGUUGCUGGCUGAGGUAGGGGUGGCCUUGACACCACCUAUGUUUCAAAAUUAUCCUCCCCACACCUAUCAGAGGAGGUUUCAUUGGGAGAGUGUGGGGAGUGCAGGCCAGGGAGGGAUCCCAGCAGUGGGGGAGGUAGGUGACAUGGAGAGUGCAGGCCAGGGUUGGGGAUGCGGUAGGGAUCCCAGCAGUGGGGGAGGGAGGCGGCAGCAUGGGAGGUACAGGAUGGU